Molecule: messenger RNA, 1568 nt
Organism: Manihot esculenta (cassava)
Lineage: Eukaryota; Viridiplantae; Streptophyta; Magnoliopsida; Malpighiales; Euphorbiaceae
Product: ubiquitin receptor RAD23c
Exons: 12
Coding region: 122-1291 (389 amino acids)
Biological process (GO): proteasome-mediated ubiquitin-dependent protein catabolic process; nucleotide-excision repair
Cellular component (GO): nucleoplasm; cytosol
Molecular function (GO): damaged DNA binding; ubiquitin binding; proteasome binding
Source: RefSeq, a predicted model, not a curated record
CCCAUAUUGUUUUUAUUAUUAUUACGGAUCGAGGGAAAAAAAGAAAAGCGAUUGAAGUCGAGAGUACUGUCACAGAGAUCGGAUAGUAGAGGAGGAAGAAGCAAAAGAAGAAGAAGAGAAGAUGAAAAUUUUCGUUAAAACUUUGAAAGGCUCUACCUUCGACCUCGAAGUGAAACCUGAAGACACCAUUGCUGAUGUCAAAAAGACUAUAGAAACUACUCAAGGGGCAGAUGUUUAUCCUGCUGGACAACAGAUGCUCAUUUAUCAAGGGAAAGUCCUUAAAGAUAACACAACAAUUGAUGAAAACAAGGUUGCUGAAAAUGGUUUUGUUGUAAUCAUGUUAACAAAGAAUAAGAGCUCAGCUAGGGAUGGUUCAACUGCAUCCACUGCUUCUACUACUAAGGCACCUCAGAUAAGCACCCCACCUCAAGCGCCUGUACCAACCUCAUCACCGCCUGCCCCUGCCCCUGCUCCUGCCCCUGCCCCUGCUGCUGCAGCACCUGGUCCUGCUUCUGCUCCUGCUCCUGUUUCAUCAGCUAAUGCUACGUCAGAGGCUGAUGUUUAUGGUCAAGCAGCAUCUAAUCUGGUUUCGGGAAGUAAUUUGGAGGGAGUAAUCCAGCAAAUUCUUGAUAUAGGUGGAGGGACUUGGGAUAGGGAUACUGUUGUUCGUGCUCUUCGUGCUGCUUAUAAUAAUCCUGAGAGAGCUAUUGAAUACUUAUAUUCUGGUAUCCCGGAAGUUCCACCUGUGACUCCUGUCCCUGUGAGUGGGCAAGUUGCAAAUCCUCCAGUGCAACCUCCGCCACCUGUGCAACCUUCACCUGUUCCUUCCACUGGACCCAAUGCUAAUCCUCUAGAUCUCUUUCCACAGGGCAUCCCCAACACAGGUUCAGGUGCUGCAGGUGUGGGAACUCUUGAUUUUUUACGGAACAGUCAACAGUUCCAAGCAUUGAGAGCUAUGGUGCAGGCUAACCCACAGAUAUUGCAGCCUAUGCUUCAAGAGUUGGGGAAACAAAAUCCUCAUCUAAUGAGGCUUAUUCAAGAGCAUCAGGCUGACUUUCUUCGUCUCAUCAAUGAACCUGUUGAAGGUGGAGAAGGGAAUAUCUUGGGGCAGCUGCAAGCAGCUAUGCCACAGGCGGUAACAGUUACACCCGAGGAACGUGAAGCAAUAGAACGUCUUGAAGCAAUGGGUUUUGAUCGGGCACUUGUAUUAGAAGUGUUUUUUGCCUGCAACAAGAAUGAGGAGCUGGCUGCCAACUACCUUCUAGAUCAUAUGCAUGAGUUCGAGGAAUAAUUCUUUUUUUUUUGGAAAUACUCUAUCCCUUUUUUUCCCUCCUCCUUUUUGCCCCCUAUAUGUUCGUCAACUUCAUUUUAUAGCAAAGUUUGGAGUCUGGAGUUAUAUAAUUUGUGAAGUUUCUAGACGAGAAGCUAAAUGUAAAAUUCCUUUCUCCAGUUUUAUCCCAUGUUAGGAGCUUUUGAUAUUGUUUACAUGCUUGGCUCGGUAAUUUGCUCUCGUAAUGUAUACCUGGACUGGUGAUCCCAUCAAUCAAAUACGCUGAGGUUUUACAGAA